Molecule: messenger RNA, 1276 nt
Organism: Prosopis cineraria
Lineage: Eukaryota; Viridiplantae; Streptophyta; Magnoliopsida; Fabales; Fabaceae
Product: lectin 6-like
Molecular function (GO): carbohydrate binding
Source: RefSeq, a predicted model, not a curated record
AUGCCAUUUCAUACGGCGGAGCUAUGCUACUCACCAAGAGAGAUUUCAAGCGAGGGGCGAACCUCACGAUGCGCCAAACACAGCGUUGGACGAGCAGUGUACUUAACACCAAUCCACCUUUGGAAUAGUGACACCGGAAAAGUCGCAGACUUCACCACCAAUUUCUCCUUCGUGGUGGCUUCCGACGAAAUAGCCUUCAGCACCUCCCGGAAUGAGAUCGUGGCCGUCGAACUGGACAGCUUCGGGAACGAGUGGGACCCAAUUCCUGAACCUCUAGCUGCUCACGUAGGAAUCGACGUUAACUCUCUUAGGUUUGUGUCGCUAUCGCAAACCAUUGACCUGACGACUGUGCUGCCGGAAUGGGUUAGAAUCGGAUUCUCGGCGGCCACAGGCGAUCUGUUUGAGGCCCAUGACAUUUCGGUGACGCGAUUUCAUACGGCGGGGGCUAUCCUCCUCACAAGAAGAGAUCAGGUCGGAGGAGGGGAAGUCGUCAUCCGCAAAAACAGCGUCGGCCGAGCAGUGUACUUCACCCCAAUCCACCUAUGGGAUAGAUACACCGGAAAUGUUGCAGACUUCACCACCGAGUUCACGGUCGUCGUGGAUUCCGGCGGACCACUUCUUCACGGCGACGGCUUGGUCUUCUUCAUAUCGCCGGUGGAAUCCGCCCUUCACAUCCCUGUAAAUUCAUCCGGUGGCUAUCUUGGAUUGUUCAAUCCUGAAAAUGCCUUCAACCCCAACCGCCAGAAUCGAGUCGUGGCCGUUGAACUCGACAGCUUCGGAAACGAGUGGGACCCUGUUCAGGAAUCUCUAGCUGCUCACGUAGGAAUCGAUGUCAACUCUCUUAGGUCGGUGAAAACUGCAGAUUGGCCAAUCAACAGCGUACCACGAGGUUCUUUGGGGAAGGCACGUAUUUCAUAUGACUCUAAGACUAAAGAACUCAGUGUGACCAUAAUUUACGAUGGUACUAAGCAGGGUAGGGUAGUUUCACUAUCGCAAAUUGUUGACUUGAAGAGCGUUCUACCAGAAUGGGUUAGAAUUGGAUUCUCUGCGGCCACUGGCGAUUUGGUUGAGUCCCAUGAUAUUCUUUCUUGGUCUUUCUCUUCUUCCCUUCGACAAGAAAAAAGCACUUGAAGAAGACGAUCAUGCCACUGGUUCUCCGUGAAAUCUAAACUUCGUAUUUGUAUGUUUCCUGAAUAAUAUCAGCAAGGCACUAAGCUUGGUGUUUUGAUGGAAUCACGUCUAGUUGUCUUUCUUAUUAUUUAAAUCUUGGUGUAUG